AUGGAAGAAUUCAAACUUCGUACUAAAAAUCAAGAAUUUCAGAAAAAAGAAUAUAGUAAUAUGAUUGAAAAGUUGAACCUUCGCGUUUCAGAUUCAAAUAAACAACGAUUGGAAGAAUUACAAAUUGUUCAAAAUGACAACAAGCAACUCUUGACAAAAUUGAACAACAUUGAGAAACAAAACAAAAAGCUUGAAGACAAAUGUUUGAAGUAUCAGCAAGAAAAAAACCAAGCAGAAGCAACCAAAAGAUUAUUGAUAAAUGAAAGCAAUAGAAGAAAAAUUGAUAAUAUUCAAUUAAAAGGCGAAGUUACAAGGUUGGAGAAUUGCAAGACAACUUUAGAUUUAAAUUUCAAAGUAUUAGAUUCAAUCAAUAGACAAUUAUUGAGAGAUAAUGCCAUUUUUGAAUCUCAAUGCAACACUUAUGAAAAUAUAAUUGAGGAGCUUGAGGAAACAAAUGGAGAGCUAAUAAACGAAAAUGAUAAUCAAAGGUGCAAGCUUAAUGAUCAAGACAUAUCUUCCUUACAAAAUUUUUCGAAUCAGUUAUUAGGAAAUAUUUCAUGUUUGGAAGAAGAACUUCACAAUAAGAAUAAAACCGUUGAAGGAUACAUUUCAAAAUUAGAAAAUCAAAAAAAAGAAAUAUCAAGUUUAAAAAGUUUAUAUAGUGGUGAAGUGGGAAAAUUAAAGGCAGAUUUGGUUAAAGAGAGGGAGACAUGUGAUUUAUUUAUUAAUAGAACAAGUAGAUAUGUAGAAAUCAUAAAAGUAUUAGCAAUGAAGAUUGAAGAUUUGAAAAAACUUCGUGAAAAAGAUCAAAAAGAUAACAUGAAUCAAAUUAUCAAGUGUAAAGUAUGUUUUGAGGAACCUAUAACACAUUCUUUUUCACCAUGUAAUCACUUUGUUACAUGUGAAAAUUGUUCUAUUAAUGGUAGCAAUAAUGCUAGUAGCAAGAGUGUAAGAGGUAAUAGUGUUAAAAUGUAUAUAAUUAAUUGA
Molecule: messenger RNA, 987 nt
Organism: Entrophospora sp. SA101
Lineage: Eukaryota; Fungi; Glomeromycota; Glomeromycetes; Entrophosporales; Entrophosporaceae
Source: the annotation of a GenBank genome assembly